Menidia menidia (Atlantic silverside) is the source of this 5766-nucleotide messenger RNA. The record is from the annotation of a GenBank genome assembly. NCBI's taxonomy places the organism in Eukaryota, Metazoa, Chordata, Actinopteri, Atheriniformes, Atherinopsidae.
CCUUGCGGGCUUGCCAGCGUUUCUUGUUGACGUGGGAAGGGGCAAACAAAUGUCUUCGGCUUUGCUGUUGAACCGCUGCAGAUGACAGGGACAUGUCAGGUGGAUUUCACAGGGAGCCUCGCGACGUUUGAAACAUGUGGCUCAAACCCGAAGAGAUUCUGCUCAAAAACGCGUUCAAGUUGUGGGUCACCGAGCGGGAUAAUGAGUAUUUCGUACUGCAAAGGAGACGGGGCUACGGAGAAGGUGGCGGCGGUUUGACAGGUCUCCUUGUGGGAACUUUGGACACCGUGUUGGACUCCACUUCCAAAGUGGCUCCGUACCGCAUCCUGCACCACACACCGGACUCACAGGUUUACUGGUCAAUAGCAUGUGGGGUCACGAAGGAGGAGAUCGGCCAGCACUGGGACUGGCUGCAGCAGAACAUCAUGAGGACGCUCUCUGUUUUUGACUCCAGUGAAGACAUCACCAGCUUUGUGCAGGGCAAAAUCAGAGGCCUUAUUGCUGAGGAGGGGAAGUCGUCUCUGGUGCUGGAGGACGAUCCUGAGAAGUUUCGAGAGGCACUGUUGAGGUUUGAGAAGUGGUUUGAGCUGCCUGCAGAGGAGAAGCUGGUCACCUAUUACUCAUGCAGCUACUGGAGAGGCAAAGUGCCCUGCCAAGGCUGGCUGUACCUCAGCACAAACUUCCUCUGCUUCUAUUCAUACCUCCUUGGGUCUGAAGUGAAACUGGUCAUCUCCUGGGAUGAGAUCUGGAAGCUGGAGAAAACCACUAACGUGAUCCUAACGGAGAGCAUCCACGUUUUGGCCCAUGGGGAGGACCACUACUUCUCCAUGCUGCUGCACAUCAACGAGACCUUUGUCAUCAUGGAGCAACUGGCCGACUACUCCAUCAAGCGUCUUUUUGAUAAAGAGGCAUUCGAAGGGGAGGUGGCCCUGUCGGACCCCCUGCAGAUUACCAAGAGAGGCCUGGAAGCUCAUGCAAAGAGUGAGCAGUUCCGGACGUUUUUCAGGCUCCCCAAAGAGGAAAACUUGUUGGAGGUCCACGAGUGCUUUUUGUGGGUGCCCUUCAGCCAUUUUAACACACUGGGCAAGAUCUGCCUUUCCGAGAACUACCUGUGCUUCGCCAGUCAGGACGGGAGCCAGUGCCAUGUCAUCAUUCCAAUGCGAGAGGUUGUGAACGUGGAGAAGCCAGACUCCAGCAGCAGGGCUCUGACGGUGUGUGUCCGGGGCAAAAGAGCGCUGCGUUUCUCUGAGGUGAGGGACUUCCAGCGCCUGGCCAACAGCAUCCGCAGCAGGUGUGGGAUCAGCGCCAGCCCUCAGCACUCCGCCUCAACAGAGGCCAUACGAGGCGAAUGCCAGUCGCUCAUAAAUCAUUUUGAGGACAACCCAGAGGACGUGACGCUCAUGGUGGGACAGAAAGACAACAGCAAGGCUGUCAGCACCGAGGCUCUCAUGACUGUCUUCCAUCCCCAGGACGUCGAAAACCUCGAUCCCAAAAUGCUUAAAGAGAAAAUGAAGGAGCAGUCCUGGAACAUCCAUUUCUCCGAAUAUGGACGAGGGACGAGCAUGUUCUUCACCAGGAAAACCCGAGACCUGAUUGUCCGCGGGGUUCCCGAGGCCCUGAGGGGAGAGCUGUGGAUGCUGUUUUCAGGAGCUGUAAACGACAUGGCCACUCACCCCGGUUAUUACACCGAACUGGUCGAGCAGUCUCUGGGCACCAGCACUCUGGCCACGGAUGAGAUCGAGAGAGACCUGCACCGCUCUCUGCCCGAGCACCCGGCCUUUCAGAGCGACACGGGGAUCUCCGCCCUACGCAGAGUCCUCACCGCCUACGCCUGCAGGAACCCCAAAAUCGGAUACUGCCAGGCCAUGAACAUCCUCACAUCGGUCCUCCUGCUGUAUGCCAAAGAGGAGGAGGCCUUCUGGCUGCUGGUGGCUGUCUGUGAGAGGAUGCUGCCGGAUUACUUCAACCGUCGAAUCAUUGGCGCCCUGGUUGACCAGGCCGUGUUCGAGGACCUGAUCAGGGAGAACCUCCCCCAGCUGGUGGAGCACAUGACGGACCUGAGCUUCUUCUCGUCCGUGUCCCUGUCCUGGUUCCUCACGCUGUUCAUCAGCGUCCUGCCCAUCGAGAGCGCCGUGAACGUGGUGGACUGUUUUUUCUACGACGGCAUCAAGGCCAUCCUGCAGCUCGGCCUGGCCGUGCUGGACUACAACAUGGAGGCUCUCAUCAGCUGCCAUGACGACGCCGAGGCCGUCACCAUCCUCAACAGAUUCUUCGACAGUGUGACGAAUAAAGACAGCCCACUGCCUCCCACCGUGCAGCAAGCCACAGUGGGCAGUAACGACAAAACAUCCCACAUCAGUGUAGAUAUCAGCGAACUGAUCCGAGAGGCCUACGAGAAAUAUGGCCAUCUCCGUUCAGAGGAAGUUGAGAGUUCACGGAAGAGAAACAAACUGUAUGUGAUCCAGACGCUGGAGGAUACAACCAAGCAAAAUGUUAUCCGGGUGGUCACUCAAGACGUCCGGUUUAGUGUCUCACAACUUGAUGAGCUUUAUGAUUUGUUCAAAAGGCAGCAUUUCCUCAGCUGCUACUGGACGAUGAAAAGUCCAGCCCUGCUGCACCACGACCCGAGUCUGGCCUAUCUGGAGCAGUACCAGCUGGGCUUCCAGCAGUUCAGCGUGCUCUUCUCCCUGCUGGAGCCCUGGGCCUUCUGCGCCUCCAAGAGCACCCUCUCACUCUGGGUUUUCCGCCUAAUAGACGAGAAUCAGGAUGGUCUGGUCAACUUUAAAGAAUUCUGCUCUGCCCUGGAUACCUUAUACAGCGGAUCUUUCACAAAUAAGCUGAAACUUCUCUUCAAGCUGCACCUGCCACCAGCUUUCACAGGUAGUCCUUUGCACUUAAAGGAUCAAAGAAUCCAGAAUUUUAUUCCAGUGACCGAAGACUCUUCUCACUUGAGUAGACUCACCGCAUUUGAUUUACCAGAAGAUGGUGUGAUAAGGAAAAGCCCAGAGAGAGGCAAGGGAAAAGUGGACCUGCAAGCCUAUCUGAAACAAUGGCAAAACGAAAUUCUCAAGAAAGAGGAAACAAUCAAGGACCUGCCCAGAAUUAAUCAGAGUCAGUUCAUCCAGUUCUCCAAAACGCUCUACAACAUUUUCCACGGCGAUCCGGAGGAGGAGUUGCUGUACCGGGCCGUUGCCCACGUGACCAGCCUCCUGCUGAGGAUGGAGGAGGUGGGAAGGAGGCUGCAGGAGCCCAGCAGCCCCCCGGAGAGCAAAGGGCCCUCCAGCCCCUCCACUGCAGGGGAGUCUUCGGCCGAGGAGGCCUCCGUCUCCCACGGCAACCCGGACCUGCCGGAGGCCGAUUGGUCCUUCUCCUUCGAGCAGGUUCUGGCGUCUCUGCUCAACGAGCCGGCCGUGGUCGGAUUCUUCGACCGACCCGUCGACCUGCAGGCAAAACUAGGCCAGGCCAGGGGCGCCCAGCUGAAGCUGAAGGCCAAUAAGUGAAGGGAGACGCAAGGGAAUAAAUAGUUUAUUCUGACCCCUGCAGAACGUCACCAUGAAUUUUCUUUAUCCGCUUUGAGCAAGCCGACGGACCCCUGCGAGACAGAGAAAAAGAUCUUUGAUAUAAGUGAAAGGCAUUAAUCACAAACCUGGGGCACAACAAUACGAGCGAGUCACGCGAUUGAUCAGUUACUGUGGCAACACAUCGUCCUAAAGACACUCAGAACCCUCUUCUGAAACAGUCCAACACUUUUACUGUGUUUUUAAUGUUCAGUCAUGUUGUCAGAAAUAGUCAUUCCUCAGAUCGAAUUAUGCAUCAUCAUCCUCUAUGAUGAACUCCAUUCUCACCUGUAAUCAGUUUCUCUAAUCGAGUUAUCAGCAGAAUACGUGUGUAUGGUUUAAUGGGGCACUCUAAUUACUCUCUGUUUAUAGAAAUGUAACGGAAGUCUUUUAAAAAGUCCAUAAUAGAUAACGUAGACAACAUGACCGAGAGCCCGGAAGAGGAUUUUCCAUCUGAAUGUCUCGAUGUAUAUUGUCACUCAGAUUAGUAGCUAAUGCUUUAAAGUGUCUGUGUAUGCUAGUUCAAUACGUCCUGUGACUUGAGUGUCUUAUGGUGUGAGGUCCUCUUGGAAAAAAAAAGCAUCCACCUAUUGUAAGAAACACCAGCUUUGUUAACACUAAGACAUAACGGCAGUGCAUUUGGAUAAAGAUGAGCUGAGGUUUUGUCCCCAGAAGCCAUAAAACUGAUGAGCUGAUCCGACUGAAGAUGUCAGAAAUGUUUUACCGAGAGCGAAACGGAGGAUACGCAUUCGCAAUAACGCACAAGAGAGAGAGGCUGCUGCGUUGCCACGGCGCCCACCUGUCUUUUUACCACAUCACGGCCUGUUUCUGUUGUGUGUGUGUGAGACCUGGUAUCUCCACACUGUGGCAUCCUGUGUUUGAAUCCUCGUACAGCCGGAUGAUUUAUCGUUUGCAAUUGUCAAUCUUUCUGCUAUGCGCUGUAGGAUGUAAAGCUUUAGUGCGUGCAGCAUUUUGUAUAGAAAGAUCGAUUGAUUAGGCAUUUUGAUUAUUAUUAUAUGUGUCAGAAUAUGUGACACGAGGACUGUUGAUUUGAAAGUUUCGAAGUACGUUUAGUGUCAAUAAAUCUCAGGGGGAUGUUUGCAAAAUGAGAGGAAGGUUUUAAACCUGGGAUAUAGAUAGAUAGAUUAUAUAUGAUAUUAUGUAAUUACAUAUAUACAGUAUAUAUAUAUAUAUAUAAAUUGAGCACGUGUAGCAUAUUUACAACUUUCUUUCUGCCUUUAGCAAACUGCUAUGUAUCGAUGCCAGAGAAAGACAUUUCACAGUGUUUUAGUUUUUUCUUUUCUGCUUCUUGUGUUUCGUCUUGCCUCUUUCUCAGUGAGAAAUUUGCACAAUUGUUUGAGAUUCACAAGCUGAAGACGUGCCUGAAUCUCUGCCAGAUCUGAAAGGCGUGGGACUCCUAAAAGGUUGUGACCACUUCAGCUGCAGCUCUCAUCUCCAGGGGUGAAAAAAAAGGGAAUUUAUAACGCUUUAGGGUCUCUACUUCUGCCGGAGAGUCGUUUUAGGUGCUUCUUAAGUGCAGCUUCAAUCCUCUGUUUAUUGUUUUUUAUUCUUUUAUAUUUUCGCCAUUCUUUUUCACUUGGGACCGACCAGAAGAAUAUUUCAUUGUGUGAUCAUUGUAGGAUUUUGAAAUAUAGUGCUAAGUAAGUUGUUAAAAAAAAAAAGAAAAGGCACAUGAGGAGGUUCUGAUCCUUUUUACGACUCAAACUAACAUUUAAAAAACUAUUAAAUCGGAGAAUUGUUUGUUUUCCAAAAGAUUUUCUGCAGUUUCCACUGUAUUUGUAACAUUUCCAAAAAAAAAGAUUAUUCGAAAAAUGCAAAUGUCAGCCUCUUAGCAGAGAGGAUCUGCGUGGGUUAUGAGUUAUUGCAUGCUUUGUCAGUCUCUGAUUUUGAGAGUAUGUUUAAGCUUUAGAAGCCUGCUUUCCAGGAUUAAUGUUUUGCUCUUUUUGAGGUUGGGAUCAGACAAUUAUUGAUGCUAAAUGUUUCAUAUUUGACCCUCGUUUUUACAGUCCCAUAAAGAAGGAGGUGAGAAAAUAUCUUAAAGCUCACAAAUGCUGAAAAUGUACGUUUUGAUAGAACACUUGUUUUACAAGAUGUUUUGCAAGUUGUUUCUGUUUGCUUGCUACAUUUAUAAUUUGUUUUCUUUCUAUAUGAAUGCACCAGAAUAAAGCGUAAUUAUUCAAUGAGUGGC